Callithrix jacchus (white-tufted-ear marmoset) is the source of this 7077-nucleotide messenger RNA. RefSeq names its product Nik related kinase (gene NRK). NCBI's taxonomy places the organism in Eukaryota, Metazoa, Chordata, Mammalia, Primates, Cebidae. Gene Ontology annotation, molecular function: protein kinase activity; ATP binding. The record is from RefSeq and is a predicted model, not a curated record. Gene Ontology annotation, biological process: protein phosphorylation; positive regulation of JNK cascade. Gene Ontology annotation, cellular component: cytosol.
ACUUAUUGAGCUUUUUCUUUCUGAUUGAUUAUUUUGACAUAUAAUGAUUUUGGCAGUUGAUUUGGAGUGAGUGCCCAGGUGAGCAGAACUAAUGGAAGAAGGAAUAGCUUCAUUGGGACACCAUACUGGAUGGCACCUGAGGUGAUUGACUGUGAUGAGGACCCCAGACGCUCCUAUGAUUACAGGAGUGAUGUGUGGUCUGUGGGAAUUACUGCUAUUGAAAUGGCUGAAGGAGCUCCUCCUCUGUGUAACCUUCAACCCUUGGAAGCUCUCUUCGUUAUUUUGCAGGAAUCUGCACCCACAGUCAAAUCCAGCGGAUGGUCGCGUAAGUUCCACAAUUUCAUGGAAAAGUGUAUGGUAAAAAAUUUUCUGUUUCGUCCUACUUCUGCAAACAUGCUUCAUCACCCAUUUGUUCGGGAUAUAAAAAAUGAGCGACAUGUUGUUGAGUCAUUAACGAGGCAUCUUACUGGAAUUAUUAAAAAAAGACAGAAAAAAGAAAUACCUCUGAUCUUUGAAAAAGAAGAAGCUAUUAAGGAACAGUACACCAUGAGAAGAUUCAGAGGACCCUCUUGUACUCAUGAGCUUCUCAGAUUGCCAACCAGCAGCAGAUGCAGACCACUUAGAGUCCUGCAUGGAGAACCCUCUCAGCCAAGGUGGCUACCAGAUCGAGAAGAACCACAGGUCCAGGCACUUCAGCAGCUACAGGGAGCAGCCAGGCUAUUCAUGCCACUGCAGGCUCUGGACAGUGCACCCAGUCCUCUAAUGGGGCAGGCUCAGGCACCUCUACGACUACAAGGGGCAGCUCGGGUGUUCAGGCCACUACAGGCUCAGAUGAAGUCUAAGGCCUCUAGACCUCUACAAAUGCAGAUAAGGGCACCUCCACGACUACAGAGGGCAGCCCGGGUGCUCAUGCCACUACAGGUACAGGGUAGGACACCUAGGCUUCUACAGGUACAGGCCCAGGUACCCAAAAAGCAGCAGACUCAGACCCAGGCAUCAGAACCACAAGAUCUGGACCAGGUACCGGAGGAAUUUCAGGGGCACGAUCAGGUACCUGAACAACAAAGGCAGGGCCAGGCCCCUGAACAACAGCAGAGACACAACCAGGUACCUGAACAAGAGCUGGAGCAGAACCAGGCACCUGAACAGCCAGAGGUACAGGAACAGGCUGCUGAGCCUGCACAGGCAGAGGCUGAGGCAGAGGAGCCUGAGUCAUUACGAGUACAUGCCCAGUUAUUCCUGCCCCUGCUAUCACAAAAUCACCAUGUUCUGUUGCCACUACAUUUGGAUACUCAGGUGCUCAUUCCAGUAGAGGGGCAAACUGAAGGAUCGCCUCAGGCACAGGCUUGGACACUAGAAACCCCACAGGCAAUUGACUCAGUUCAAGCACUGAUAGAGGGACUCUCAAGAGACUUGCUUAGAGCACCAAACUCAAAUAGCUCAAAGCCACUUGGUCCUUUGCAAACCCUGAUGGAAAAUCUGUCAUUAAAUAGGUUUUACUCACAACCAGAACAGGCACGGAAGAAAAAAUCAAAAGUUUCUAGUCUAAGGCAAGCACUGGCAAAAAAACUAUCACCAAAGAGGUUCAGGGCAAAGUCAUCAAGAAAACCUGAAGAGCUUGAGCUCUCAGAUUUAGAAGCCCGCAGGCAAAGGCGCCAGCACAGAUGGGAAGAUGUCUUUAAUCAGCACGAGGAAGAAUUGAGACAAGUUGAUAAAGACAACGAAGACGAAUCAUCAGACAAUGAUGAAGUCUUUCAUUCGAUUCAGGCUGAAGUCCAAAUAGAACCACUGCAGCCAUGCAUUUCAAAUCCUAAAAUAAUUGAGGUUCAAGAGAGAUCUCCUUCUGUGCCUAACAACCAGGAUCAUGCAAAUCAUGUGAAGUUCUCUUCAAGCGUUCCUCAGCGGUCACUUUUGGAACAAGCUCAGAAGCCCAUUGACAUCAGACAAAGGAGUUCGCAAAAUCAUCAAAAUUGGCCGGCAGCGUCAGAAUCUUCUUCUGAGGAAGAGAGUCCUGUGACUGGAAGGAGGUCCCAGUCAUCACCACCUUAUUCUACUAUUGAUCAGAAGUUGCUGGUUGACAUCCAUGUUCCAGAUGGAUUUAAAGUAGGAAAAAUAUCACCCCCUGUAUACUUGACAAAUGAAUGGGUGGGCUAUAAUGCACUCUCUGAAAUCUUCCGGAAUGAUUGGUUAACUCCUGCACCCAUCAGUCAGCCACAUGAAGAGGAUGGUGAUUAUGUUGAACUCUAUGAUGUCAGUGCUGAUACUGAUGGUGAUGAAGAGCAUGAGUCUAAUGAUGUUUAUGACGAUACCUAUGAUCAUGCCAAUGGCAAUGAUGACUCGGAUAACCAGAUUGAUCAGGCUAAUGAUGUUUAUGAAGACCAUGAUGAUGACAACAAUAAGUCUGUUGAUGAUGUAAAUGAUAAUUAUCAUGAGGCAUCUCGUUGUCUAAGGGCAAGCUAUGGCAGAGAUGGAAGCUGCAAGCCAGAUGAUUAUGAUGGAAGUAAUGGAAAAGAAGAGGCCUACAGAGGCUAUGGAAGCCAUAGAGUCAAUAGCAGCCAUGAAGGAAGUGCAGCCAGUGAGGACAAUGCAGCCACUGGAGAUCAGGAAGAACAUGCAGCCAAUAUAAGCAGUGAAAGAAGAGACUGUGGAGGUGAUGGAAGUAAGAGAGUCAUUCGAACCAGUGAAGAGAGUGGAGCCCUUGGACUCAAUGGAAAAGAAAAUUGCUCAGAGACAGAUGGUCCAGGAUUGAAGAGACCUGCAUCUCAGGACUUCGAAUAUCUACAGGAGGAGCCAGAUGGUGGAAUUGAGGCUUCAAAUGCCAUUGAUUCAGGUGCUGCACCGUCAGCACCUGAUGAUGAGAAUGACAAUAAAGACAUAUCAGAAUCAUCAACACAAUCAGAUUUUUCUGCCAGUCACUCUUCUCCUUCCAAAGGUUCUGCGAGGUCUACUGAUGCUGACUUUGCCAGUGCCAUCUUAUAUGCUGGAUUCGUAGAAGUCCCUGAGGAAUUACCUAAGCAACCACCUGAAGUCAAUGUUAACCCACUCUAUGUCUCUCCUGCAUGUAAAAAACCACUAAUCCACAUGUAUGAAAAGGAGUUCACUUCUGAGAUCUGCUGUGGUUCUUUGUGGGGAGUCAAUUUGCUGUUGGGAACCCGAUCUAAUCUAUAUCUGAUGGACAGAAGUGGAAAGGCCGACAUUACUAAACUUAUAAGGCGAAGACCAUUCCGCCAGAUUCAAGUCUUAGAGGCACUCAAUUUGCUGAUUACCAUCUCAGGUCGUAAGAACAGACUUCGGGUGUAUCAUCUGACCUGGCUGAGGAACAAGAUUCUGAAUAAUGAUCCAGAAAGUAAACGAAGGCAAGAAGAAAUGUUGAAGACAGGGGAGGCCUGCAAAGCUAUUGAUAAGUUAACAGGCUGUGAACACUUCAGUGUCCUCCAACAUGAAGAAACAACAUAUAUUGCAAUUGCUUUAAAAUCAUCAAUUCACCUUUAUGCAUGGGCACCGAAGUCCUUUGAUGAAAGCACUGCUAUUAAAGUAUUUCCAACACUUGGUCAUAAGCCAGUGACAGUUGACCUGGCUAUUGGUUCUGAAAAAAGACUAAAGGUUUUCUUCAGCUCAGCAGACGGAUAUCACAUCAUCGAUGCAGAAUCUGAGGUUUUGUCUGAUGUGACCCUGCCAAAUAAUCCCCUGGAAAUCAUUAUACCACAGAAUAUCAUCAUUUUACCUGAUUGCUUGGGAAUUGGCAUGAUGCUCACCUUCAAUGCUGAAGCCCUCUCUGUGGAAGCAAAUGAACAGCUCUUCAAGAAGAUCCUUGAAAUGUGGAAAGACAUACCGUCUUCUAUAGCUUUUGAGUGUACACAGCGAACCACAGGAUGGGGCCAAAAGGCCAUUGAAGUGCGCUCCUCGCAAUCCAGGGUCCUGGAAAGUGAGCUGAAGCGCAGGUCAAUUAAGAAGCUGAGAUUCCUGUGUACCCGGGGUGACAAGCUGUUCUUUACCUCUACCCUGCGCAAUCGCCACAGCCGGGUUUACUUCAUGACACUUGGAAAACUUGAAGAGCUCCAAAGCAAUUACAGUGUCUAAAAGUUUCCAGUGAUUUCUUACAACAUUACAAGCAUCAUGUAUAGGCAGACUGCAUCUUCAGAUUUCAGAGAUCAAAUGAGCAUUCAGUUUUAUUUUUAGUAAAAAUUAAAUCCCAAACUUAACUUUUAAUGUAACACAGAAUAGUUUGAAUGAGAAAUGCAGCUUUAUGUAUAAAAUUAACUAUAGCAAGCUCUAUGUACUCCAAUGGUGUACAAUAUCUUUUGCACAAACUUUGUAACUUUUGUUACUGUGAAUUCAAACAUUACUCUUUGGACAGUUUGGACAGUAUCUGUAUUAAUAUUUCACAACAUGGGGUAAAGAAACCUGUUAUGAAUUAGAUUACAAGCAGCCUUCAAAAGAAUUGGCCCUGGGAUAAGAUUUUUCAGAAAAAGAAAAACAUCGACAGACUGUAUGUGAUUUUUCCAAAGUUAUUUAAAGAACCAAAGAUUUGGUCAAGAAACAAAAAUCUUAAAGACUGUAAUAACCCAGACUAAGGUUGAACAACCUGCAUGCCCAGAGAAAACUAUGGUGAUAAAGGGGAAAAGGCCACCACCCUUUUGCUCACUGAUUCAUAACAAUUAAGCCUACAGCUAAAGACCAGUUGUGUUCUUUUCACCCGUUUUUAAGCUGUUUUGUUCCUGAGAAGAAGAAAGGAAGAAAGCCCCUAGAUGCUUGUUUUUUCUCAGAACCCCCAAAAGAUGUGCAAUAGCUGUUGUUACAAACCACCAAAUAAUACACUUGUGAGCCUGAACACAGGACUAAACUCCUAUACACAUGUACUGUAGAACGAGUUUUUUUUUAAAUGCCUUAAGGUAGGGGUCAAAUUCUAUUCCCCAAAGCAGAUAGAUUGAUUUAUAAAAGUUAUCUGGCCAAAAGUAUGACUAUCAGACAGCAUCAAAUAUUUGCCCAAUCCAAGAUUAGACCACACAAAAGCUUCGUUCCUUCAUAUUAAACAAAAGGAACGAAACAAAACAAUGAAGAAACUUUGCUAAUAUCUGUGUUUUUCAUGUUUCUGUUUUUGUAAAAUUAGAAAUUAAUCUAAAAAUAUUCAGUGAUAAGUUCAUACGUAAAGACUUAAAGGUUAAAAGAAAAAAAGAAAACAUUUCAAAAAUAUACAACUUUCACCAUAUUUAUAAGUCUGCAAAAUUAGAGUAGUGAAAGUUAUGCUAAUCCAUCACCCAAAUAUGUUAUAGACGCCAUAGACUGGUGAUGUUUGGUCACCUAUGGUAACUGCUACCUGAUGAAGAGUAUAAUUUCUGCAUAUCCAUCCUCAAUACCAUGGUUAGUUCUGUGGCAAUAGAAAAGCAACAGAACUGCCACAAAGUAUACCUCAAUUUAAUUCCUCUAGUUCUGCUUCUAAAAUCUGAGGACAGUGCUAGUGGGAUGAUAAUUUUCAAACUACCUGAUUAACCAAAAUUCAAAAGCAGCUGACUGUGUGAUUUCAUAAUAGCACAUUUCUUGGCACUUAGUGCCAGAAAUGAAGAUUUGGAUAUUCUCAAUAAUGAGCUACUACACUCUUGAUACAAAGUUGUUAGAAGUUUGUAUCAAGAGUGUAGUAGCUCAUUAUUGAGAAUUUAGGAAAGCCUGAAUCCACGAACUAAGGAAAUAAAUGUGACUCACAUUUCUUUUACUGUGACACAAUAAUGUGAUCCUAAAACUGGCUUAUCCUUGAGUGUUUACAACUCAAACAACUUUUUUCAUUCAGUAGUUUUUUAAAAAACAAACUUUCAUGUCAAUUUUUUUCUAGAAGUAGUCUUCAUUAUUAUAAAUUUGUACACCAAAAGGCCGUGGGGAACUUUGUGCAAGAACCUCAUCACUGAGCAAAUGGAGCUUGCUAUGUUUUAAUUUCAGAAAAUUUUCUCAUAUAAGUAGUGUGUAGAAUCAAGUCUUUUAAUCCAUUUUUUCAUAAUAUUUACUCAAAGUUAAGCUUAAAAUUAAGUUUUAUCUUAAAAUCAUAUUUUAAUACAGUAAGGCAGAAAACUAUUUUAGGAAGUCAACUCCCAUUGUGCUCUGUGGCAAUUAUUCCAGUAAAAAUAAGCAAAAGUGAACUGAAUCUACAAAGAUGUCCCAAAGUAACCAAGCAAGAGAGAUUUCAAAUGAUAAACUGAGCUUUAAGGGAUAAAGUGUUAAUAAAGAAAGGAAAAUAUUUAAAGUGGCUCAUAAAUAAUGAAUAUUGCUGAUUUAGAUGUAAAUCCAUCUGGAAUUUUUACAUCCUUUGCCAGCUGAAACAAGAAAGUGAAGGGACAACGGUAUUUUGUGGUCAGUUUAUUUUGUAAGAGACCGAAGAAACUAUAUCUAUACAUUACCUUGUAGCAGCAGCAUCUGGAAGCCCUAGCCCAUCAAGGAUGUGCAGAAGGAAGGCUCCUGAGUAGACAAUUUCCCUAGCCUUGUGAUUUGAACCAUGAGCAUUAUGGCAGGUCAUGAGCAGCAGUAGGGAUAAGGUAUGGUUUUAUUUUUGUAUAAUUUUGUUUUUCAACGAGCCCUUGUCUAAAAUAAAAGCCAUUGUUGGAAAUAUCUGAAAACUAGAAAAUGAUGGAUAAAAGGGCUUGUAAGAAAAUUUCUGAGUGAUUGUCGAUAGAAGUAGGGUAAGAUCCCCAGAGGACACAGUAAGAAAGGAUAAUCAUUAAGGUAGUAAAACAGGCAAAGCAGAAUCACAUGCACCUACACAUAUAUACACAUAAACAUUGGAAUGCAUAAGUUUUACUAUUUUAGUGCUAUCAGUUUCUAGGUGCAUUAAUUACUAAGUGUUCUCUGCCAAGAUUCAUUUAGUUGAAACAGUAUCCAUAAAACUGGGAAUAAUCCCACAUGCAUUCAAUGGGACCUUUUAAGUACUCUUCAGUUUAUGUUAACAAAUGUGUCUACUGAAAUCAAAUUAAUUUGUUUUCAAUGUGUACUCUAAAAAAAUGGAAACAAUCUUCAAUACUGCUAAUUGUUUGCUUAGAAAGUCUAAGAUGAAUCAUUGUUUAACCUUGAAAAAUAAAACUUUAUAAAUCAUUA